CACGUGCACACUUUUUGUUCUGCUGCAGAAGAACAGUGUGAGCGGGAGGAGUGACAGGCAGACUGCUGCUGGUUUGAAUCAGGGUCACAUUUAUGCCUUCUUGACGCGGUGAAUCUGCCACCCCUAUCCGGCCUGCGGGCUCACAGAGGAGGCGAGGAUGGAAGUGGAGGAGGAGGAGAAGAAGGAGGAGGACUCCCACUGGGAGAUGAAGCACUUCACUCUGCCGUGGCCUCUCCCCAGGCUCCGCUCCCGCAGCGACACCUCCGGAUUCCGCGCCAGAGUGCUGUUCAGGCUCCGGGGAGCCCUCUCAGUUGAUGGGUUGGAGAAAUCAUCAUCACUGGCCAGCUGUGAUGUGUUGGUGGACAGCGCCACCAAUACCCAGAAUGCCCCUGUGACACGGCAGCAACGAGGCAAGCUGUCGUCGCUAGGAAAACUCUUCAAACCCUGGAAGUGGAGGAAGAAGAAGAGCAGCGACAAGUUCCAGGAUCUCACCAAAGUUCUGGAGAGAAAGAUCUCCACCAGACAAACGAGGGAGGAGCUCAUCCAGAAAGGAGUCAUCAUCAUUGACAAAGAUGAAACCAUCAGCAGUGAAAAUCUGAAUGGGCACGCCACAUCUAGUGUGACAUCAGAGGAGGUCAAAGUUGACAUUGAGUCUCCAGAAACAGCGCUGGAGGAACAGGCCAACGGCACGGAGGACAAAGCGGAAAGGUGCGAUACUAAACCCCUCGCCCGGGCAAAGCAGGUGCGACCCCGAGACGUUCAAGCUAAAAAACAGCCGAGCCCCGCUCUGCCCUCCUCUUCCAAACCGGCGGGUGGCACUGCAGCCACAACUAAGCACAUAGACGGUGCUUCGGGGGCUAAAAAGACUUCCAAACCCACAGGCAAGACAGGCCCAUCCACUCAAGCUAAAGCUAACCCACGGAGCACUAACAACACUAGUCGCGGGAUUGCCAAAUCCUCCCAUCCAAAGAAGACAGGAUCCACAGCAAAAAACGGCUCCACCUCCACCUCCACCUCCACUUCCACCCCUCGUUCCCGUGCAUCUAAGGACGCUUUAGCACCGACUGAGGGAACCGAUGCAAGGACCAAUCGGAAAUCAAACACUCCCACCUCUUCCUUGGUACCUCCAAAGGCCCCCGCAGAGACUCCUAGCCAGCCCGGGGAGGUAAAAUCCUCGCUCCUUUCCUCAGACACCUCAUCUAAAGCCUCCGGCAAUGAGACAGAGGGAACUCAUGCAGCUUCUCAACCUGCUGCAGAGCCUAAAUCUGCUCCCAAGGCCUCCACUGCAGGUGAGGAGACCCACAAGGGUGCGACCCCCGGACCCACCAUCCAGUCUCCCCAUAUCAACAGCGCCACAGAGGACACCUCCUUCACGGUGGGAGAGACGGGCAGCAGCUCGCAGGGGGAGAAUCGGGGGAGAACGAGAGGGGAGGGUGGAGAAGAAGAGAAGAAGAGAGGAGGAACAGAGUCUGCUGUGGAGAACAGCCCGAGGUCUGCAGCGGGCCAGGCUGAAAGGCCACAGGGCCUCAGCGUGAACACGCGGCAGGCCCUGGUGACGGUGAUCCCCGACAGGCCCAGAGACAGCCAAACGAGCGACUCUGACUCUGACGGACCAAUCCUGUACCGAGAUGAGGAGGAAGACGAGGAGGAAGACGAGUACACAACCAGCGCUCUGGCCAUAAAGAUCCGCCGACGAGACACCCUGAACAUCAAGCUGGGGAACCGUCCCAGCAAGAGAGAGCUGGAGGAGAAAAACAUUCUGCCGCGGAGCUCUGAGACGGAGAGACAUGAGAUACGCCAGCAGAUCGGCUCCAAACUAGUCAGGCGCCUGAGCCAAAGACCGUCCACAGAGGAGCUGGAGCAGAGAAACAUCCUCAGGCAAAAGAAUAUAGCAGAGGAGCGAGAAGCCAAGCAAGAGAUUAAAAGGACACUCUCCAGAAAGCUGAGUGUGAGGCCGACAGUGGCAGAGCUCGUUGAACGCAGGAUUCUGUGUUUCAACGAGUACGUGGAGGUAACGGACGCCAAAGACUACGACCGGCGGGCAGACAAACCCUGGACCCGGCUUACACCCGCUGAUAAGGCUGCUAUCCGUAAGGAGCUGAAUGAGUUUAAGAGCCGAGAGAUGGAGGUCCAUGAAGACAGCAAACAGUUUACCAGAUUCCAUCGGCCCUGAGCACUCUCACUGCCAGCUGGACAUCAGCGCCACACAUCUCCGGUCCACAGCUCCCAGCAGCCCCCUCCCCCCGGUCCUCCAGAACCUCAGACCCUCAGACCCUCAGACCCCCAGACCCUCCAGACCCUCAGACCCCCAGACCCUCAGACCCCCAGACCCUCCAGACCCUCAGACCCCCAGACCCUCAGUACACAGCUCAGUCCAUUUCUCUUUGGGAUCCUCUUGCAUCUGAUGAAAUACAUUUCUGUCUAUAUUGACAGUAACAGGUGUGUCUUAAGGCCUCGGCCAUCCGUGGACACCAGUGAAACAUUUGCACAUAUCUAUAGUCAGGACAGUGGCGUGUAUAGCACUCUGAUUAUAUUAUUUAUUCUAUAUGGCCAGAACAUGCUGGUAUGUGAUGUUUUUUUUCUGUUUUUGUUGUUGUUUUGGUUCAUUUCAUCAUAGACAGGCUCCAAAAAAGUGGGCAAUGUGACCUUUUUAGUAUCGUGAAUGUGGAUCAGCUGUAGUAGAGAGUUUGUGUACUUGCCACGGUAGGCCUUGUUUAUGAACAGCCACAUGUCCAUAUAUGGGCAUCCUCCUAGAACAGGAAGUGGCAGUGAUUGGAUGGUUGCGUGCCGGUCUCAGUGCCAAUGUCACAGAUCAGAAGGGAGGAGAGGCAGUGGAUUCGGCUCUGAUGUGCCUCCUCGGAGUUGGAUCUGAAAUACUGCAGUUUUAAACACAUUUAAAGUAUAUUGCCACUAGGGGGCAUUAUAUCAUUAGAGUUAUAAUCUGUGAGUAUGAAGAUUUUAAUGUAAUCUGCAAGUGUUGUACUUCUAACUGCUGAUGCCUAGGAAUCGGUGAGCACCUGAGGCUCUUAACAGUGAAGUGCAAUGGGAAUCACUCCAGUUCUAGACAAUAACUAUCCCUCCGCCUCCUGAUGAUACACGGUGACCACGUGUGCCAUCAUAUACUGUAUCUGACAUUGAGUUAUUAAGUGCAAACCCCUGUUCACAAAGUGCUGGACUUGCUGUUUAGAGGAUCUACUUUUCAAGCUUUGACUUUUCAUUUUAGGCUUUUGGCUGAAGCUCUAAUUUGGUGCCAAAGAAAAAGCAGGUAUUUGAUUCUACGUUUGGUUUGUUAUGUGAUUCGGCGUGGCGGACUUCCCAGGGUGGUUUUAUAAAUGACCAACAGGCACUGAGAGUUUCCCCACUGAAGCAAUCAACAGUCCUCUGGAAGAAGUCGAGAAGUACCUUAUUUUCCAUUUCCUUGAAUUUGCUCUUGCAACUUCAUCUGUGGUCCUUCUACAUCUCGCCCUAACAUGCACAGUGCAUCCAAAGAUAUGCUUUUAUUGCGUUUGAUUUAUCAUUUGAACCUCAGAAUAGAAAAGAAUUGUUCCAACCUUUUUGGGGAAAUACACAAUAACACCGUCUCACACUUUGUUGGUGAGUGUUAAGUUUGAAGGUCAAUGCCAGCAGCAGGCUACAAGCUUAUUCUUUAGCUCAAUGAGAGUAUAUCCCAAAAGUUUGAGCCAUUAUUAUUAUUAUUAAAUAUCACAUGUCAAGCAAAACUAAUAUAUUGAUUUGUGUUAUAGUAAUCUAAGCAGACACAAGGCCGGUUAUAAGGCAGAAUAAUGUAUUUCCUGGAAAUAUGUUUCGACCCUAAAUUUAUGAUUUAUUGGCCACGUGGCUGAGGUAGUUUGGUUUUAUGGAUGUCUAGCGUUCACCUUCGGUGCAUUUAUAGAUUUUCUUCUUUGAAGUGCUCCAAUACUACAAGAUGUAUUUUAAUGUGAAGGGGCUCAAUUAAUAACGCUUUGUUUUUGUGUGAAUGGCAAAAUGUUUGGCUGAAAUGGGGAAGGACCGAAAACCUUAUAGAUUGCUCUCCGUUAUAUAAUAUCACGAAUAUAAGAAGCUGGGACAGAAAUAAAAACAAAACUCGGUCUAGAGGUUUAUAUAAGAAUUAAACUUUUUUUUUUUUUAAAAGAUGUUUUUCUUCCCAGCAUAUUUGGACUAUAGAGGAGAUGUUGACUGAAAAGUGGUUGACAUAUUGAGCUUGCUGACGUCCAAAGGCUCGUGUUCUCAUAAUAGACCUCCAACCUCGACCACAUUCGUCAUUCUAUACAAAUAAGAAUUGAAAAAGACAGAUUUAUUCUUUCUGCUUCUGAAUGUGAAUGGGUUUGUAACAUGAAAUGAUGUACAGUGAUGGAA
Molecule: messenger RNA, 4356 nt
Organism: Cyclopterus lumpus (lumpfish)
Lineage: Eukaryota; Metazoa; Chordata; Actinopteri; Perciformes; Cyclopteridae
Gene: phactr2
Product: phosphatase and actin regulator 2
Exons: 13
Coding region: 158-2173 (671 amino acids)
Biological process (GO): actin cytoskeleton organization
Molecular function (GO): actin binding
Source: RefSeq, a predicted model, not a curated record